Messenger RNA from Papilio xuthus (Asian swallowtail), 936 nucleotides. RefSeq lists its product as uncharacterized. The transcript is spliced from 6 exons. Lineage: Eukaryota; Metazoa; Arthropoda; Insecta; Lepidoptera; Papilionidae. Bases 57 to 899 code for a protein of 280 amino acids. The record is from RefSeq and is a predicted model, not a curated record.
CGUUUUCUGCAACUUUAUUUAGUUUCUGAUUGACCACGCAAUCGGACCUCUCCAACAUGAAGAGUUUUCUAUUGUUUUGUUUGGUCGCUUGUGCGUACGCCAAGACGUACAACGAACUUUCUGGAGCAAUACCAUAUGGUUGGGUGGAUUAUGGGGCUUACGAUGGUUUGUAUAAGAUCGGCAAUGUAUCAGAAAAAUACCUGCCUAUGACCAUAGACGACGUAAAAGCCAGCAAGAGAGGCGCUCAGUUUCUUCACGACGUAAAGAUAUUCUUCCCAACUGGAUUCUACACAUUGCCGCCGUUAGAUCCAUAUUAUAAAACUAAAAUGCCUCCACUCGUCGUUGCUGAUGACAUUAACCUUUCGAUUCACGCAAGUCUAUCUAAUUUCAACGUUACUGGAUUAGUUUCAUUUACCAGUGAUUUAUUGGAAAUACGUUAUGGUAACGGUAGAGUGGAUUACAGAAUCUCGGUGCCGCAAGUACAAAUUGUUACCAUUGCUGAUAUUCGUUUGUUGGUUGGUCGUCUACUUCCAUUCAAUGCCGACGGACAGUUAAGCGUAAUCCUGAAUGACGUGGUGGUGCAAGGCGCAUUGCAGGUGGUUAAGGUGCAAUCGCAAGGCUCUUUGGUGUACCAGCUCCGAGGGCAGCACACGCGCCUGCACGUCGACGACCUCAAGGCGCAAUUUAUGCCAUAUUUAAAAGGACGUAGCCUUAACUCCAGAGUCCUGGGCUAUGAUUCUGGCGAAUGGGACGAUUUUCUUCACCGUCUGUUGGAUCACGUAAAUGAGUACCUAGCUAAAAUGGUCUACAAUCAAGCUAACGAAAUUCUCGACGGGCCGACCGUUGAUCAAGUAAACGCAUAUCUCCUGGCUAGUAAUCCCAAAUUAAGCCGCUUGUAACCGGAUUAUAAAUGUUCUAAUAAAUGAAUUCAAGAUA